Messenger RNA from Temnothorax curvispinosus, 1693 nucleotides. RefSeq lists its product as uncharacterized. The record is from RefSeq and is a predicted model, not a curated record. Lineage: Eukaryota; Metazoa; Arthropoda; Insecta; Hymenoptera; Formicidae. The transcript has 3 exons. The coding region runs from base 314 to 790 and encodes 158 amino acids.
CGGCGAGGCGCGGACCCCCGUUGUGGGCGACUCUCCGUUUUUUCCCGGCUCGGCGACGACCGCGACGGCGGGAGCGACGGGACCGACGACGACGACGACGACGACACACGGCGGCGACGACGACGACGCGGCGGGAGCGAGAGAGCGACAGAGAGGGCGAAACGCGCGAGCGCGAGCGUGCGGUGCGGUGCGGGCGACCUUUGAAAUACCCGACGCGUACGUUUAUUAUUAUGUGAUCGCGGUUGACGCGCGCGGGUUGACGGCACGAGAAGGUAGACGAGUGGACGACGGGAAGGAAGCCGACGAGGGAAAGAUGCGGAGCAGCGACGUUUUCUGCUAUCUCAUCGUGGCGAGUCUCGCCGUUCUGUCGACGCUCGGUCGCGCAGAGGGCGAUGACGAACAACCGCACAGGCCGUGUAACGCUUCGGUACUCAUCGUGCAGUGCGGUAAGAAUCAGAGGUGCCUUGAAACCAGCACCGGCCAGCAGUUCUGCGAGUGCCAACGAGAUUUUUAUUUUGCGAAUGUUGGCGAAUGUGUUAGGAUUAAAUCCACGGCGGAGACCGUCGACGUUACCACCGUCAGGCCAGAGCAGAGGUCCGAGUCAGGAGGUAGCUCCGUAGCCGCCGGUCUGCUGAUACCCACCUUCCUCAUAGUAGUCGGUGUAUUGCUGUAUUUCGGCGCGAGACGAUACAAAUGGCUACAACGAUUUCGGCAGUAUCGUCACAAUCGUUACGGCAAUGUCAUAGUCACGAGAGACGAUGACGACGACGACGACCCACCGAUAGCGUAAAAUGAUAAAUAAAAUGUAAGGGAGAAUUAUAAAGAUGCACAGGCCGCGCGUGUACCAAACAAUCGAACUUGAAUAUAGGUGCGAUGUAUGCUUGUCUGACGAUAGAACGUAUGUGGUACGAGGCUGUAGUGGACUUUGAUGCGGGAAUACACAUAUAUAUACAUUCGGUCAGCAAUGCUUGUUUGAUUCCUUUAGGAAUCGUCACUACGUAAUUCCGUGCGAGUAUCAGCAGGAGAGCUAUUGGGUGCACGAGAAGCGAGGAACGAAAAUGAAUUAAGAGGCCAAAUGUAAAGAUGCACUUGCGCGAGUAAUUAUGCUUUUAUGAUUAAUCCAGAGAUGGAUUAUCGAUACGUCUCUCAAUUGGACAUAUACGAAAACGAAACAAUACCGUUAAUGUAAUAAGAUUAUAUUAAAAUUAGAUACUUUUAUUAUAUAAUUUAUAUAACAAAAUUAUAUAAUUUUAAUGGUAAUAUAAUUGUAAUAAUUAUAUAUUUUUAGCUCUAAAAGAUGGAAUAUUUUUUGACGUAAUUUUUUAUUCACACUUUUUUUAUUCAUUGAGGACGUAAAAGCAUUAUUACUCUCACGCUAGUCGCCGAAUCUAUAUUUAUAUGUGAUGAUUGUAAGGAAUAUAAGGCAUAAUGGAUUAUGUUUAUGAUAAUUUUAAGCAUUCACUGAGAGCAUAAUUUUUUUACAUUGAUAUUAAUAAGCUGGUCAGUAAAUAUUACUAUUAAUAAUAAGUGUAUAAUAAUCAGGUGAUCGUUCUUUCAUCACCAUCCUCGCUGUAGCUGAAAUUUAGGAAGAUUAUAUUAAAUGUUGUGUCAUUAUUGUGGAUAAGAAUAAGUCUAUUAUCUUUUACAACGAUAUUCGAUGAAGUCAUGUGAUUAAUAUACUGAAUUUAUCUUC